Molecule: messenger RNA, 5892 nt
Organism: Pygocentrus nattereri (red-bellied piranha)
Lineage: Eukaryota; Metazoa; Chordata; Actinopteri; Characiformes; Serrasalmidae
Product: NACHT, LRR and PYD domains-containing protein 12-like
Molecular function (GO): protein binding
Source: RefSeq, a predicted model, not a curated record
CGUCACGCGCUCUGUUGGACUUCCUCAGUGAAGACCAAACCGAAAGUAACUGAGGAGAGUAGCGGUAACUUGUCGCCCCCCGAGUCCGAGAGAAGACCCCCCAGAUCAGCGCUGUGGACUCAACACGGUUGACUUUCACAUCCUGCUCAUAAGGUCCAUCAUGGAACCUCCUGAAUUCAGCAACGGAGAACCCAGCUGCAUGUCUAUGAAGAGUGACUGGUCCAUGGGGGAACCUCUGGGAUUCAGCAGAGGAGGAAGAGAACCCAGCUGCGUGUCUAUGAAGAGUGACUGGUCCAUGGGGGAACCUCUGGGAUUCAGCAGAGGAGGAAGAGAACCCAGCUGCGUGUCUAUGAAGAGUGACUGGUCCAUGGGGGAACCUCUGGGAUUCAGCAGAGGAGGAAGACAACCCAGCUGUGUGUCUAUGAAGAGUGACUGGUCUAUGGGGGAACCUCUGGGAUUCAGGAGAGGAGGAAGACAACCCAGCUGUGUGUCUAUGAAGAGUGACUGGUCUAUGGGGGAACCUCCUGGAUUCAGGAGAGGACGAGGAGGAGAACCCAGCUGUGUGUCUAUGAAGAGUGACUGGUCUAUGGGGGAACCUCUGGGAUUCAGGAGAGGAGGAAGACAACCCAGCUGUGUGUCUAUGAAGAGUGACUGGUCUAUGGGGGAACCUCCUGGAUUCAGGAGAGGACGAGGAGGAGAACCCAGCUGUGUGUCUAUGAAGAGUGACUGGUCUAUGGGGGAACCUCUGGGAUUCAGGAGAGGACGAGGAGGAGAACCCAGCUGUGUGUCUAUGAAGAGAGACCGGUUCAUGGGGAAACGUCCUGGAUUCAGGAGAGGACGAGGAGGAGAACCCAGCUGUGUGUCUAUGAAGAGUGACUGGUCUAUGGGAGAACCUCUGGGAUUCAGGAGAGGACGAGGAGGAGAACCCAGCUGUGUGUCUGUGAGCCCAAAACUGAACUCCACAGAAACAGCACUGCUGAUAAACUCUCUGGUGGAGGAAACUGAAGACCUUCAUCUGGAUUCUUAUCAACCAGUGAACGAUGUCCUGAGCAGAAUCUUAAAGACACACAAAACCAGCAUGAAGAACAAGUACGAGAGCUUAUUUGAGGGAAUCAGAACAGAAGAGAAUAAAACCCUCCUGAACAGGAUUUACACACAGCUCUACAUCAUAGAGGGAGAGAGUGAAGGAGUGAAUGAGGAACAUGAGGUUCUACAGAUGGAGAAAAAAACCAGGAAACACCUACAAGACAUUCCAAUCGACUGCUUAGACAUCUUUAAAGAAGAAACAGAAAAGGGAAACAUUAGAGCUACAACAGCUAAACAUGUCAGACGAAAAGAAAGAAAAGAGGGUGAAGAACCAAAACAGCGAAAGAUCAAAGCAGUUCUGACUAAAGGAAUCGCUGGAAUUGGAAAAACUGUCUCAGUGCAGAAGUUCAUUCUGGACUGGGCUGAAGGAAAAGCCAAUCAGGACGUAGAGCUCAUGAUUGUGCUUCCGUUCCGGGAGCUGAACCUGAUUAAAGAUCAUCAAUACAGUCUUCAUGAACUUCUGUGUGGUUUCCAUCCUGAGCUCAAAGAUCUGAACCCAGAGGUUUACGAUCAGAUCAAAGCUGUGUUUAUAUUUGAUGGUCUGGAUGAAAGCAGAAUUCCACUGGACUUUGAACAGUGUGAGAAAGUAUCUGACAUCACCAUGACAUCAUCAGUUGGUGUGUUGAUGACAAAGCUCAUCAAAGGAGAGCUGCUACCCUCUGCUCUGAUCUGGAUCACCUCCAGACCAGCAGCAGCCAAUCAGAUCCCUCCUAAAUACAUCAGCCGUGUGACAGAGAUUCAGGGAUUCAGUGACCCACAGAAGGAGGAGUACUUCAGGAAGAGGAUCAGUGAUGAAGACCAAGCCAAGAGUAUCAUUUCCCACAUUAAGACAGUAAGGAGCCUCCACAUCAUGUGCCACAUUCCAGUCUUCUGCUGGAUAUCAGCCACUGUUCUUCAGAGAAUCAUGAAGCAGGAUCAUACAGAAAUCCCUAAAACUCUGACUGAAAUGUACUCGCACUUCCUGCUCACUCAGACCAGCAUGAAGAAUGAGAAGUAUGAGGAGAAAAAGAGCAGAAACCCAAAGAACCUGCUGGAGUCCAACAGAACCAUGAUUCUGAAACUGGCUAAACUGGCUUUCAAUCAGCUGAUGAAGGGCAAUGUGAUGUUCUAUGAAGAGGACCUGAGAGAGAACGGUAUUGAUGUCACUGACGCCUCAGUGUAUUCUGGGAUUUUCACUGAGAUCUUUAGGGAGGAAUGUGUGCUUUUCCAGAGGAAGGUCUACAGCUUUGUUCAUCUGAGCUUUCAGGAGUUCCUGGCUGCUGUCUUUGUGUUUCACUGCUAUGAGAGCAAAAUCAUGGAGCCCCUGCAGUGUUUAAAACCAAGUAAUAGAGCGGCUUUUUACUCACAAAAAAGAGGGUGGUCUAAGAAAGCUCCACUCUAUGAUCUGCUGAAAGGAGCAGUGAAUAAAGCCUUAGAGAGUCAGAAUGGACACCUGGAUCUUUUCCUCCGUUUCCUGCUGGGCAUCUUGCUGGAGUCUAAUCAGACACUCCUACAGGGUCUACUGACACACAUACAGAGACCACCAGAGAGAAUUAAAGAGCACAUCAAGGACAAAAUAACAGAUACAGAUAGACGACAUCACAUCUCAGCUGAGAGAUCCAUUAAUCUGUUCUUCUGUCUGUCUGAAAUGAAUGACCAGACUCUCUUCAGACAGAUUGAGGAGUAUCUAAAAUCAGAGAAACACUCAGGUGAAGAUCUUUCUCCUGCACAGUGUUCAGCACUAGCCUACAUGAUCCUGAACUCUGAGGAGGUUCUGGAUGAGCUGGAUCUGAAGAAAUACAGGACAUCAGAGGAGGGUUAUAGGAGACUGAUCCCUGCUGUGACCGCCUGCAGAAAAGCCCAGCUUGCUGGCUGUAAACUCAGCAGGGACUCCUUUAAAACCAUCUGUUCUGCUCUGCAAUCAGCAAACUGCCCUCUCAAAGAUCUGGACCUCAGUUUCAAUGACCUGCAGGGUUCAGGAGUGGAGCUGCUCUCUGCUGGACUGAAGAGUUCACACUGCAAACUGGAGACACUCAGGCUUGCUGACUGUAAACUCAGCAGGGGCUCCUUUAAAACCAUCUGUUCUGCUCUGCAAUCAGCAAACUGCCCUCUCAAAGAUCUGGACCUCAGUUUCAAUGACCUGCAGGGUUCAGGAGUGGAGCUGCUCUCUGCUGGACUGAAGACCUCACACUGCAAACUGGAGACACUCAGGCUUGCUGGCUGUGAACUCAGCAGGGGCUCCUUUAAAACCAUCUGUUCUGCUCUGCAAUCAGCAAACUGCCCUCUCAAAGAUCUGGACCUCAGUAGAAAUGACCUGCAGGAUUCAGGAGUGGAGCUGCUCUCUGCUGGACUGAAGAGUUCACACUGCAAACUGGAGACACUCAGGCUUGCUGGCUGUAAACUCAGCAGGGACUCCUUUGAAACCAUCUGUUCUGCUCUGCAAUCAGCAAACUGCCCUCUCAAAGAUCUGGACCUCAGUAUCAAUGACCUGCAGGGUUCAGGAGUGGAGCUGCUGUCUGCUGGACUGAAGAGUUCACACUGCAAACUGGAGACACUCAGGCUUGCUGGCUGUAAACUCAGCAGGGACUCCUUUAAAACCAUCUGUUCUGCUCUGCAAUCAGCAAACUGCCCUCUCAAAGAUCUGGACCUCAGUAGCAAUGACCUGCAGGAUUCAGGAGUGGAGCUGCUCUCUGCUGGACUGAAGAGUUCACACUGCAAACUGGAGACACUCAAGCUUGCUGGCUGUAAACUCAGGAGGGACUCCUUUGAAACCAUCUGUUCUGCUCUGCAAUCAGCAAACUGCCCUCUCAAUGAUCUGGACCUCAGUAUCAAUGACCUGCAGGGUUCAGGAGUGGAGCUGCUCUCUGCUGGACUGAAGAGUUCACACUGCAAACUGGAGACACUCAGGCUUGCUGGCUGUAAACUCAGCAGGGACUCCUUUGAAACCAUCUGUUCUGCUCUGCAAUCAGCAAACUGCCCUCUCAACGAUCUGGACCUCAGUUUCAAUGACCUGCAGGAUUCAGGAGUGGAGCUGCUCUCUGCUGGACUGAAGAGUUCACACUGCAAACUGGAGACACUCAGAUUAGCUUCCUGUAAUCUUGGUGGUGAAGCUUGUGAAAUUCUCAGCUCUGUUCUGCAAUUAAACUCCUCUCUGAAAGAGCUGGACCUCAGUAGCAAUGACCUCCAGGACUCCGGAGUGAAGCUGCUCUCAGUGAAAUUGAAGAGUUCACACUGUAAACUGGAAAUACUGAGAUUGUCUGGUUGUAUGGUGACAGAUGACGCUUGUUCUUCUCUGGCUUCAGCUCUGAUAUCAAACCCCUCCCACCUGAGAGAACUGGAUCUGAGCUAUAAUCACCCAGGAGAGUCUGGAGUGAAGCUGCUCUCUGAUUUACUGGAGGAUCCACACUGCGCACUGGAGAAACUACAGGUGGAUCAUGGAGGGAAGAUCAGGAUGAAACCAGGACUGAAGAAAUAUGCUGUUGGUCUCACUCUGGAUCCAAACACAAUGAACAGUCGUCUCUCUCUGUCUGAGGGGAACAGAAAGGUGGAGCGGGUGGGAGAAGAUCAGCCGUAUCCAGAUCAUCCAGACAGAUUUGAUUACUAUCCUCAGGUUCUGUGUGUGGAGAGUCUGACUGGACGCUGUUACUGGGAGGUUCAGUGGAGCGGAUAUGGAGCUGAUAUAUCAGUGUCAUACAGAGGAAUCAGGAGGAAAGGAGUCAAUGACUGGUUUGGACUGAAUAAUCAGUCCUGGAGUCUGAACUGCUCUGAGAACAGUUACACUGUCUGGCACAAUAAUCAGGGAACUGACCUACCUGUCCCCCCCUCCCCCUCCAACAGAGUGGGAGUGUAUCUGGACUGGGGGUCCGGCGCUCUGUCCUUCUACACCAUCUCACCCAACACACACACACUGUCCCACCUACACACACUCACCACCACAUUCACUGAACCGCUCUACGCUGGAUUUUGUAUUUAUCCUCAUUCCUCAGUGAGUCUGUAUGAGACAGAAUAACCUCCACACAGUGUGUGUGUGUGUGUGUGUGUGUGUGUGUGUGUGUGUGUGUGUGAGAGAGAGAGACAGAAUGUUUCCCCCAGAUUGAGCGGGAAGUUCUACAAUUUAAAAAACGUCCAGUUGGUCAGUUGGUUUGGAGUUUAAAGCUCUUCUGUCUUGUUUCUCCAGAAUAAGUUCAUUUACAGACGUUUAGAGAAUCGCAGACCGCAAAGAUUCACUGUCAUGUAGUUUUGGCUCCAACAGCUCUGCAGAUGGUUGGUUGCUAGGUAACAGGCAUAACAGUGGACUGUCCACUUCCAUCGAGCAGGUUAAGAUCUCCUAACUUGAGCGCUGGGGAUCGAACCGGCGACCUUCCGAGAAAGUGAAGCUGCAUCUGAAAAAACAUUAGUAGUACUUAUCAUACACUUUCGAUCAGUUUAUGAUUUAUGACCCGUGAUUUAUGACCCCCUCUCUGUGACAGGCAGGUUUGAGGGACAGGUCAGCCUGUGUCUGUGGUUUACGACCCCUCUCUGUGGUGUGGGUGAGUUUAUCAGUGUGAUAAAAAGUGCCAGAACGUCUAGACCGCAAAUCAAUUUGAAACAUUUAUUUAGUCUUACUGAAACUGUUUGCUCCAGAGACAAGUUUAUUUUUUUAUUUUGUUAAUAUUUGCUCUGGUUGUGUGUACAAUAUUUAAUAAGAGUCCAGAGUCUGACCAGGUUUGAAUUUGUCCAAAGAACGUGUUUUCUCUUUUGUUUUUAAGAAUGAAAAAGAGACUGUUACACUAUAGGAUAAUGUCCAAUUGUGCUUUUAAAGUCUAUAAUAAAGGCCACAAUAAGGUU